AACUCACCAAACCUCUAAUAAAAUUCACCAUGAUGAAAUAAAAUUUACUAUAAUGAAAUUUGCUAUAAUGAAAUUUUGCUAUGAUGAAAUUUCUAGUAAAAAUAUUAUCAUUAUCAAUUCUAGUAAAGAGAAAGAUGAUAAUACUUAUCAGAAUGAUUUUGUUGAAAAAGAUGAUAAA
Molecule: messenger RNA, 178 nt
Organism: Racocetra fulgida
Lineage: Eukaryota; Fungi; Glomeromycota; Glomeromycetes; Diversisporales; Gigasporaceae
Source: the annotation of a GenBank genome assembly